This is a messenger RNA of Nanorana parkeri, 879 nucleotides long. RefSeq names its product syntaxin 8 (gene STX8). The transcript is spliced from 8 exons. The record is from RefSeq and is a predicted model, not a curated record. Gene Ontology annotation, molecular function: SNARE binding; SNAP receptor activity. Gene Ontology annotation, cellular component: SNARE complex; endomembrane system. Lineage: Eukaryota; Metazoa; Chordata; Amphibia; Anura; Dicroglossidae. Gene Ontology annotation, biological process: intracellular protein transport; vesicle fusion. Bases 49 to 765 code for a protein of 238 amino acids.
UCAUGUGACACAAACAGGAAGUGUCGCCGGAGUGCAGCAGCUGAAGCCAUGGCCCCGGAUCCCUGGUUAUCGAUAUACGACGACACGUACCACCUCGCCCAGGAGAUCGCCGAGAAGAUCCACCUCAGGGAACGAUGCUUGCGGAAUGGGGAGAAUCCAGCCAGGAUCACGGUGACCAUUCGCUCUCUCGUGAAGAAACUGAACGAGCGGAUCGCACAGCUGAGGGAUUCCCUCCUGAGAUCGGUGUCCACGCGUCAGAUCACCCAGCUGGAAGGGGAUCGAAGGCAGAACCUCAUCGAUGAGCUGUUGACCAAAGAACGGCAGCUUCAGAUGUCCCUGUCGAAUGAUGGGCCGGACCCCGACGUGGUCAGAUCGAGCCUGCUAAGCGGUGGAGCCUCAGGUAUCUCUAAGUACAACCCCUGGGUGCUGGAGGAGCCAGAAGAGACCAGGAAUCUGUCAAACAGGGAGCUGAAGCAACAGCAGCAACGGAUGAUAUCAGAACAAGAUGCCGGUUUGGAUGCGCUCUCCAACAUCCUGGGCCGACAGAAGCAGAUGGGCUACGACAUCGGGAACGAGCUGGACGAGCAGAACGAAAUCAUCGAUGAUCUGGCUAACCUUGUCGAAAGCACAGACUCGAGAGUCCGCAAUCAAACAAGACAGGUGAAACUUGUGGACAAGAAAAGCGGAGCUUGCGCCCUGUGGGUGCUCAUCGUCCUCCUCCUCAUCGCGAUCGUCGUCGUAGCAGUUUGGCCGACCAAGGCGUAAUCGUUGAUGACGGCCACCACCUGACGAUUCCUCAUCUUCCUACAGCAACGGAUCUCACACCAGAGGACCUUAAACGUAUUCUAAUCAACACAUAAUCGAUUCAUUUUCUGGAUU